Messenger RNA from Trichogramma pretiosum, 702 nucleotides. Its product is annotated as 40S ribosomal protein S7-like. The transcript has 5 exons. Lineage: Eukaryota; Metazoa; Arthropoda; Insecta; Hymenoptera; Trichogrammatidae. The record is from RefSeq and is a predicted model, not a curated record. Gene Ontology annotation, cellular component: small-subunit processome; 90S preribosome; cytosolic small ribosomal subunit. Gene Ontology annotation, biological process: ribosomal small subunit biogenesis; translation; rRNA processing. Gene Ontology annotation, molecular function: structural constituent of ribosome. Bases 85 to 666 code for a protein of 193 amino acids.
GGUCAUACUGUCACAACUUGAACUUCGGUAAUCUCGCGUUACCCGAAAUUCUUUUCUUGCUUCUCUUUCAAACAAACAUCAAAGAUGCUUGCAACAAAUACAAAAAUCAUCAAGAGCGGCGGUGCUGAACCCGAUGAGUUUGAGAAGAGUGUUUCUCAAGCUCUUGUGGAAUUGGAAGCCAACUCUGAUUUGAAACAUCAACUACGUGAAAUCUACAUCACGAAGGCUAGAGAACUUGAGCUUGGAACCAAAAAAUGCAUAAUCAUCUAUGUACCAGUUCCCAAGCUGAAACAAGUACAAAAAAUUCAAACUAGGCUGGUUCGUGAGUUGGAAAAGAAAUUUAACAACAGACAUGUUAUGUUUCUUGGAGACAGACGCAUUUUACCAAAGCAAACUAGGAAGACGCGCAGUGCAAACAAGCAAAAACGCCCAAGAAAUCGUACCCUGACAGCAGUAUAUGAUGCUCUGUUGGAAGACCUAGUUUACCCAGUAGAGAUUGUUGGCAAGAGGACACGUGUAAAGCUUGAUGGCUCACAGCUCAUCAAAGUUCAUUUGGAUAAAAAUGAACAAACCAAUAUUGACCAUAAGGUUGAUACUUUUGCUGCUGCUUAUAAGAAACUCACAGGCCGUAAUGUAACAUUCGAGUUCCCAGAAUCAUAUGUUUAAGUAAAUUAUCAAUAAAAAUUUGUUAUUGAUUGAAUA